AUGGAAGAGUAGUUAAUGGCUGUGAAUUAGGGUUUUCAGCCUUGCCAAGGGGAAAAUAAGGUGAUAAACGUAGCGAAUUUCUUAGCCCUCAUAGAAGAUUACAAGGGAACGACAAUCAAGCACAUGCUUGACCUGGAAAAGGAACUAUCGAGCACUGCCGAUUUCUUAAAGAUAAAACUGGCCAAUCGAUUAUGUGAUAAAUAUGGUUUCUUACACAAGACUAGAAUACAGGCCAUCCUUUAUGUUGAUUAUUUUAUGCGAAAAAGUGACCGAGUAGAGUAAUGCACAUUAAGGCUCAUAGCUAUCGCCUCCAUACUUAUAUCAGUUAAACUCAAUGAGGAUAGAUUGCUGUCUGUGGAGUAGUGCAUGAAGGAGUGCAAUGGAGACUAUUCAAAGGAAAUGAUUAUUAAAACUGAGAGGCUCCUUAUGGUGUACCUCAAUUUUAAGAUGAAUUUACCCACUGCAAUGGACUUUGUAUAAUUCUUCUUGUACCUUAGUGAUCCAAAGUUUGAUUUUGCAGAGAUAAUAAAUGAGUCUCUAAGUUUUAUUUAUGUCAGUCUCAUGGAUUACAAUAUCUGCAGGUACAAGUAAUCUUCAAUCGCAAUAGCUAGUAUUCUACUCACUUUGCAUUUCAAGGAAAAAUUCUGGGAAGAAUUCAGUUAUGAUUGGUACUGCUUCCUUUCUAAAACAUUUUAGAACAUGAUAGAUCAGUCCGAAAUCAAUAUAUGCUUUGAACUUUUGAAGAGGAUUUUUAUGGGCGAACAAGAAAAACAAAUGAGCUAUGGCUAAAGAGAUUCGCAAAAUAUAGACUUUGUUGAUUAAUCUACAAGUUGUGACAUUAAUAAUAGUUUAUUCUCUAAGUCACCUAACGGCUCAACUUUACCGGAAAGUACAAAUUCAAAUUUCGUGAGUCCACUACAACCGCUACAACUUAAGAUGAGCCAGCAUAGCUCAUAUUAGUUCAACAACUCAAAUGGAUCUCACUUCAAAAUUAAUCUUUACCAAAAUGAGAUGAGGAAACAACUCAAUUAGCAUUAAUAGAUUGAGAUCUAUGAAGAGAAUUUACAAACAUUGGAGAAUGAUGAAGACGAUGAUAAAGAUACAAGAGCAGAAAAAUUCAAGUAAAUGCAUUCUCAAAUCUACAUUCAAAAUCUUAAAACCCAUGGUAGCAACAUUUCUACAAACAUUACCAAAUUCUAAUCAAAUAUGAGCCCUGAAAUGAUGGACGAUGUGAGUCGAAAUUAUUACGACUCAUAGCAUAACAAGGGCAGAAUUGGAGACUUACUAGAAUUUGAUGAAGAUUCUUCUUACAAUUCUACUCGAGAUAUAAAUCUUACCAACUUAAAAUCUCUCAAGCAUAUUAAUGAUGCAGUUGGGGGGACUCUACCAUUCAGUACAGCUAAUUUGAAUAUCAGCAGUUAAUAGCGGAUGAAUGGCGAUCCGUUCUAGUCUUUUGGAAGUGGGGGUAGCAACAAUAAGCAGAAAAAGAAAAUGACUCAGAAUAACUUUGAGGCAGUGUCAAACAGGUCUUCAAAGAUUAAUGGAAUCGCUAAAAAUAAAAAUAAGAGACAAAUCAUGAAAUAGUAGAUGUCCAGUAACGGGGAUGAAUCAGACUAAAGUCCUCCGACUAAAGUUCUCUCCAAAUUUUAGUCUACUAUUAAUGAUCAAGUAAAGAAUCAAGGUAGAGUAAGAAUGAAACCCAUAAAUUAAAUCAAUGGUAAUAAUAGUAUGGCGAAUGUCAACAGUAACGAUUAGUGGUUAUUUAGCAUGCAAAAGCAACUGUAAUAUUAGGGGAAUUAAAGUGUCGAUGUAGUCAUGGGGGGAUCUUAGGGCUCAAACAACGACUUUUCAUACAACUAGAAGAUGCAAGACGUGGAUGAGGGCUAGUAUUGA
Stylonychia lemnae is the source of this 1893-nucleotide messenger RNA. Lineage: Eukaryota; Ciliophora; Spirotrichea; Sporadotrichida; Oxytrichidae. The record is from the annotation of a GenBank genome assembly.